CCUCACAGUUUUUCCUCUUUUUAGAAUGGUUUGUUACUGCUUCUCUUGGCAUUGUCUAUCCUCGUGAGCUAAUCAGCCCGUAUCAGAAAGGCAUCACCGACGACGACAACGUUUCCUGCCUUCUUUCCACCGAGUUUCUCGUUUUUUCUGGAAGAACGGAAGUGAUUGGUGUAUAAGAAGGUACAUUUUAAGAGAUUGAUCGAGAUGACGGAGAGGAGUGAGAACGAUGAUGCUGACAGGAAGAUCACCAUUGGCGUUUGCGUUAUGGAAAAGAAGGUGAAAUGCGGCCUGGAGGUUUUCUCGGCGCCAAUGGGGCAAAUUUUGGAAAGGUUGCAAGCUUUUGGUGAAUUUGAGAUCAUCCAUUUCGGGGACAGAGUUAUCCUAGAGGAACCAGUAGAGAGGUGGCCAAUUUGUGAUUGUUUGAUUGCUUUCCAUUCUUCUGGGUAUCCGCUUGAAAAAGCUGAAGCUUAUGCUGCAUUAAGGAAGCCUUUCCUUGUUAAUGAACUUGAACAACAGCAUCUUCUUCAUGACAGGAGGAAAGUAUAUGAGUGUCUUGAAUCAUAUGGAAUUCCUGUUCCUCGAUAUGCACUUGUAAAUAGAGAAAAACCAUAUCAAGAUUUGGAUUAUUUUGUUGAGGAAGAAGAUUUUGUUGAGGUUCAUGGACAGAGAUUUGGGAAGCCUUUUGUAGAGAAGCCCAUACAUGGUGACGAUCAUCGUAUAAUGAUUUACUACCCCAGUUCAGCAGGAGGUGGCAUGAAAGAAUUGUUCCGAAAGGUUGGAAAUAGAUCAAGUGAGUUUCAUUCAGAGGUUAGAAGAGUGAGGCGUGAGAGUUCUUACAUAUAUGAAGAAUUUAUGCCAACUGGAGGAACAGAUGUUAAGGUGUAUACAGUUGGUCCAGAAUAUGCACAUGCUGAAGCCAGGAAAUCUCCUGUUGUUGAUGGUGUUGUUAUGAGAAACCCUGAUGGAAAAGAAGUUAGGUAUCCUGUGUUGCUUACACCAAAUGAGAAGCAAAUGGCAAGAGAAGUCUGCAUUGCAUUUAGACAAGGGGUGUGCGGUUUUGAUCUCUUACGAUGCGAAGGUCGUUCAUAUGUUUGUGAUGUGAACGGGUGGAGCUUUGUCAAGAACUCAUACAAAUAUUAUGAUGAUGCUGCUUGUGUGUUGAGAAAGAUGUUUCUAGAUGCAAAAGCUCCCCAUCUUUCAACAGCAAUUCCACCAAUUCUUCCAUGGAAAGUCAACGAGCCAGCUCAGCCUUCUGAAGGACUAACACGUCAAGGGAGUGGAAUCAUUGGCUCAUUUGGUCAAGCUGAAGAGCUUCGUUGUGUAAUUGCCAUUGUUCGUCAUGGUGAUAGGACUCCAAAGCAAAAGGUGAAGUUGAAGGUCACUGAGGAAAAGUUGUUGAAUAUAAUGCUAAAAUACAAUGGGGGAAGACCUAGAGCUGAGACAAAACUCAAAAGUGCAGUCCAGUUGCAGGACUUGUUAGAUGCUACACGUAUACUGGUACCUCACACCAGUGACAGUGAAGCAGAAUACAUCGAACACGCAGAAAAACUGCGUCAAGUUAAAGCAGUUCUGGAAGAGGGUGGCCAUUUCUCUGGUAUUUAUAGAAAAGUACAACUGAAGCCACUUAAAUGGGUUAAAGUAUUAAAAGGGGACACUGAAGAGGAACGCCCAAUUGAAGCAUUAAUGGUUCUUAAAUACGGAGGUGUUUUAACACAUGCUGGCCGAAAACAGGCUGAAGAACUUGGUAGAUAUUUUCGAAACAACAUGUAUCCAGGUGAAGGCACAGGACUACUUCGCCUCCACAGUACAUACCGACAUGAUCUCAAAAUUUACAGCUCAGAUGAAGGCCGUGUGCAGAUGUCAGCUGCUGCAUUUGCCAAGGGGCUUCUAGACUUGGAAGGACAAUUAACACCAAUCCUGGUUUCACUUGUUAGCAAGGACUCUUCCAUGUUAGAUGGACUCGAUAAUGCAAGCAUCAAGAUGGAAGAAGCCAAAGCUCGAUUAAAGGAGUUGAUAACCUCUCGAGCAAAACUAGUUCAAACUAACGGAUCAUCAAAAAAACCAUGGAUGAUCGAUGGAGCUGGAAUUCCUCCAAAUGCUUCUGAACUUCUACCUAAACUGGUGAAACUGACGAAAAAGGUAACUGAACAAGUGAGACUACUUGCAAAAGAUGAAGAUGAAAAGCUUACAGAAACAACUUCAUACGAUGUGAUUCCUCCAUAUGAUCAAGCAAAAGCACUUGGGAAAACAAAUAUAGAUGUCGAUCGUAUUGCUGCUGGAUUACCCUGUGGGAGUGAAGGCUUUCUUCUAAUGUAUGCACGAUGGAGGAAACUUGAAAGAGACUUGUAUAAUGAACGCAAAGAACGAUAUGAUAUAACACAAAUUCCAGAUGUUUAUGACUCAUGCAAGUAUGAUCUCUUACACAAUGCACAUCUUAAUAUAGAAGGAUUAGAUGAGCUAUUCAAAGUCGCCCAGUUAUUAGCAGAUGGUGUUAUUCCUAAUGAGUAUGGCAUCAAUCCAAAGCAAAAGUUGAAGAUAGGCUCAAAGAUUGCACGUCGUUUAUUGGGGAAAAUAUUGAUUGAUUUGAGGAAUACGCGAGAAGAAGCGAUUAAUGUUGCGGAUUUGAAAAGUCAGUGUCAAAACACAUCUUCUAUUGCGGUUGUUAAAGAACAUAGAGAUCAUCGCCAAAAGAAUGAAGAUUCAAGAAGGACAGGCGAAAAGUCAAAGGAUCCGGAUGAUGAUGAAGACAAAGAAAUUAAAUAUCGGUUGGAUCCAAAAUAUGCUAAUGUUCGGACACCGGAAAGACACGUCCGAACUCGCCUUUACUUUACAUCGGAAUCUCAUAUUCAUUCCUUGAUGAAUGUUCUUCGUUACUGUAACUUGGAUGGAUCUCUUAAAGGGGAAGCUAGCCUUGUUUGUGAUAGUGCUUUGGAACGUCUAUUGAAAACCAAGGAACUUGACUACAUGAGCUAUAUUGUCUUGAGGAUGUUUGAGAAUACAGAUGUGAAUUUGGAAGAUCCAAAGAGGUAUCGUAUAGAGAUGACUUUUAGCCGUGGUGCUGACUUGUCGCCCUUAGAGAAAAACGACCUUGAGGCAUCUUCAUUACAUCAAGAGCACACAUUACCAAUAAUGGGGCCGGAAAGGCUACAAGAAGUGGGGUCAUAUCUGACCUUAGAAAAAAUGGAAAAAAUGAUUCGGCCAUUUGCUAUGCCAGCAGAAGAUUUCCCCCCACCAACAAUCCCACAAGGAUUCUCCGGUUACUUUAAAAGUACAGGAGUUUUAGAGCGACUGGUAAAUCUUUGGCCCUUCCAUAAACAUGGAUAUUCUCACCUCAAAUAAACACUCUCUUUUUUUACCACACAUUUUUUACGGGUGUUUGAUUCGAUAUAAAGCAAAGAGACAAUUCUGAAAGUGUUAUCGUUGUGUAGGGAGAUCGAAAUUGUUCGAUGGUACAUGCAACUACUACUACUACUACUACUAGUCAUAGCUUUUUGUCCGUCUCCCGAGAUUCCUUUGUAUAAAAUAACUACAUUGCCAUUGGUAAGAAAAUUUUUAUAUACAAAAAAUAAAAAUCAACUUUGGUUUGGUGUUC
Lactuca sativa (garden lettuce) is the source of this 3592-nucleotide messenger RNA. RefSeq names its product inositol hexakisphosphate and diphosphoinositol-pentakisphosphate kinase VIP2. The record is from RefSeq and is a predicted model, not a curated record. Gene Ontology annotation, biological process: inositol metabolic process; inositol phosphate biosynthetic process. Gene Ontology annotation, molecular function: ATP binding; metal ion binding; inositol hexakisphosphate kinase activity. NCBI's taxonomy places the organism in Eukaryota, Viridiplantae, Streptophyta, Magnoliopsida, Asterales, Asteraceae.